Fusarium keratoplasticum is the source of this 447-nucleotide messenger RNA. RefSeq names its product CMD domain-containing protein. Lineage: Eukaryota; Fungi; Ascomycota; Sordariomycetes; Hypocreales; Nectriaceae. The coding region runs from base 16 to 447 and encodes 143 amino acids. The record is from RefSeq and is a predicted model, not a curated record. Gene Ontology annotation, molecular function: peroxiredoxin activity. The transcript has 2 exons.
UUCUUAACAAUAACCAUGUCGCAAAAUCAAGAGUUCAGCGAAACAUUCAAGAAGGGCCUCGAGGUGCGUGGCGAGGUCCUUGGCGAGCAAUACGUCACCAAGGCAGUCGAAUCGCUCCAAAACGAGUACUGGAAGCCAGCCCAAGAGCUCAUCACUGAGUACGCAUGGGGUACGGUCUGGACACGCCCUGGGCUCGACAGGAAGCAGAGGAGCUUGCUGACUUUGGCUUUUCUAACGGCGCAAAAGGCUUAUCCAGAGCUGGCGCUUCACACCAAGGGAGCCCUACGGAACGGUUUGACAGAGGUUGAGAUUAGGGAGGCCAUCUUGCAAUCAAUGAUCUACCUCGGUGUUCCUGUUGGAAUUGAAGCGAUGAGGGUUACCGAAAAGGCAAUCAAGGAGUUCCAGGCAGAGAACGGCGCAGAAGCAAGCCAGGCCCAGAGUUCUUAG